This is a messenger RNA of Hyalella azteca, 8362 nucleotides long. RefSeq lists its product as uncharacterized. Lineage: Eukaryota; Metazoa; Arthropoda; Malacostraca; Amphipoda; Hyalellidae. The transcript is spliced from 12 exons. Gene Ontology annotation, biological process: protein folding in endoplasmic reticulum. Gene Ontology annotation, cellular component: cytoplasm; membrane. The coding region runs from base 385 to 7059 and encodes 2224 amino acids. The record is from RefSeq and is a predicted model, not a curated record.
GUGAAAACGACCAGUCAAACCAUAACAAACCCGUAGAGACACGUCAUUGAUUUGUCUCUCGUAGUCGUAGACUCAUAAAAUUUCGAACAUUCAAAACCUAAAUAAUUGGAUAGGAUUUGAGUGGACCGUAUCGAAAAUUCGUGAUAUUUAUAUAUGAUUAGAAUGCUAUGUUUCAGGUAGCAUAAAUGGUUUUAAACUAAAGGUUCUGUUUACUGUUUUUGCAUAAAAAUGUCAAGGUCAGCGUCCAGUUUAAGGAAGUUAAUACAUCAAAUCAGUCAUUUAUUAUUCGCUAAGAACUUUGUUGUGUCACUAAAAUUUAUGCUGCUAUUGAUAUUUACUUGUUGUGAAUUAAACAAUCCCAUAUGGGAUUUUUAAUUUGGCUUAAUGGCCAUCAAAUAUUUCUCUGAAAAUAAAGUGUGGGUGCAUCUUCUGCCUAUGAUUUUCAUCACUGUGAUAGUCAUCAAUGGGCAGCUGCGCUUGGUUGAAUGUGCUCCCUCGUUAAUGAAACAAGAUGAAGCUCACAGUGCCCAAUAUAGAAAAAAUAUCAUAACCAAUUCUGAGCCUGAUGUGGGACUAGGUUCUGCUCCAAAUCAUGAUGAAUAUGUCAUCAAAAACAUUCAAGAGCCUCAACAAAAAUCUUCCAACUCUGAGAGUGGUGCAGCUCUUGAAGGUUCAGAUAACCAUGUCACAAAAUCUGAAAUAGCAUAUAUUAUUCUUCCCAAUGCCCAUGAUGAUCAAAACAGUAACAUCAGUCCCACCAAAGUUAUGGAGAAUAAUUUCAAUGAAGGAAGUGAGUUGGAGAGUGUAUAUGAACUACCAAAAACAUCCUCUCCAGUAAAUGUGGUCACAGAGGCUCUGAAAAAGCUUGGCUUAGAUAUAUCUUCUGCAAAUAUCAAUGAAUAUAUCAAUCAACAUGGACCAAGCGAUACAACUGCAGUUGAGUCAGCUUCUUCUGAACAAAAUAAUGCUGCACAAGAUGACAGCUUCGCAGGAGAAGAUGUGAGGAGCAAAGCAGUUGAGCAAGCUUUGGUUCAUGCUGUAAACAAUGAAAUAUCUAGAACAAACGAACCGACAGAUGUUCUGGCUAUAGCCAGGGAUAAAGAAGAUGCGACUUCUAAUGAAUCUAAUGUGAAAUUUGUGUCCCAGCCUCAAGUCACUGUAGAGCAAGAGUUUGUUGUUGAAGAAAAAAUCUCCACUGCAGGCUCCACCAAUGAGUCUUCUUAUGUUAUUGAUGAGGCUCGUGACCAUGAAGAAUAUAAAGAACAAGAGGUUGGCAGGGAUAAAAAUUACCAGCUACCGGACAACCUACACAAAUAUAUCGCUGGUUUUGAGAGCCUUGAAUCUCUAGAGGCGACUUCGACCUACGACUACGAGACCGUCGAGACUCGACCAGAUGCUGACUACAGUAUUCCUGCUGGUGACACACAAACUGACAGCGAGCAGCGUGAAGUCGAGACGCAUCCUGAGGAGGGUAUCGCUCAAGUGUCCCGCCUGUUGGACGAUGCGGCCCUCACUUCACGCUCGCCGAGGAUGCCAUCCUCGAGUUCCUUCUUCCCGCUGUUCGCAGAAGAUGGUUCAGCAAACUCUGUCCGGUCGGGACAGGACUUUGGUAACAGAAGUUUUAUUGAGACAGAACAGUGGGACGGCGGCACGAUGACGCUAGACACGGCUUCUUUCCCUGCGGUGGAGAUAACAAAAGAUUCAUCUUAUGGCAAAACUAAGCCUAAUGGCCAUGGAAGUUAUGAUCAAGUCCAAAAUCCUAGCGAGGAUAAAGGCUUCGAUGGGAAGCCGAAAAUCAUUGUAGACGAAAAAACGACAUACGUUGCUGGGGCCAAAAGCAGAGAAGAAGAUGAGAGAAAUUUAGAUGGUAGAGAAAUAAACACUUUUCUAGAUGAAGGUGCUAGGCUUACUAAUGCUCAAAUCGAGUCAAGCAUUAUAGAUAAGUUAUCAUUAGGCAAUGCUGUAGAUGACAUUGAACAGCUUGUAGGAAAUCAUAAGAGCAUAAGUGCUACUCCAACCUUUAAAAAUGAUUUGUAUGAAAAUACAUUAAUUAUUUCUGCGGACGGUUCGGAUCCCGCCGUAAUUUCUGGUCGUGACGCAACUGAGGAUGUUUUAGUAGGAAAGCGAAAUACCAAAAAUGAAUAUGAUGUCGUGUACGAAACUCAACACCCAGGUAGUAUCUCUAUUUUAACAACCCCGGUUGAGGAGAAGCUGCAGCUAAGCGAUACCUCUAUACUAAGUGAUAGUCCAGAUUCAGAACCCGGAAUUCGUAUUGGUUCCGACUCUUUCAAAGAUUUCUCCUUUCAUAAAACUGAUUCGCCUGCAGAUGAGGCAGUUGAAAUCAUCGUCAAGAAUGGCAGUGAACAAGUUACUGAAGUUCACGGUCAUGGUGCUGUGAUUGCCGAUGCUAUUCGUGAUGAUGUUACCCAGAAAUUUGGUAAAGAAGGGCAGAUUCAUUUCAACGAAGAUUCAUUAAUUGAUGUUGAGUCUAUUGCGAACGAAAACUUACAAUAUCCCGGUAUUAUAACUGAAUCUACCGUAACUUCUUCUAAUGAGUCAGUCUCCAGUAACGAUCAAAUUAUCGAGGGAAACAUUCAAGUGAAUUCGACAGUUUCAGAGGCUCCUCCCCUCCCGAGCUUCAGAUCAAUGUUUGGAAACAUUUCUGAUGAUUUACUAAGGAAUCAAACACACGAGGACAAGGUUCGUUUUAUCAAUACGAAUAUCGAUGAAAUCGAGACUAAAAGUAAUGCUAGCAAAGUGUCGAAUGAAAGUCUCACAAAUUCUGAACAGAAAAACGAAGAAAGCAAUGAAUCUACCGAAGUUCAUGGAUUGUCAAGAAAUGAUAAUGAAGUAGAAAUGAAUGCAAAUGAAUCUAAGAGCUUAACAGAGGACGAAAAGUCUCUGCAAGACGGAGGGACGGUCAUCGAUGCAAGUGAGGAGAGCGAUGUAGAAAAAACCACGGAAGGAAAACCGAAAGACUCCAUUGAAACUUACAGCCAGUUUGCUGAGAGAGUUGCUAUGGAACAGAUGAACGAUGCAGGGAAUGGGCAGAGCGGCAGCGCUACUGGUGCAGGUGGCAGCGCCGUCUCUCCUAAGGUGCCGCGCGUCAACCCCGGCAAGAAGUACAGCAAGAAUUACGCGGCGCCGGACUGCGGCAGCAAACUGCUUGCUGCUAACCCUGAGGCCCAGCACGCCGGCAGUGUGAUCAAAAGGGAUCGAGAUGAAUACCUCCUGAAUGACUGCAAGAGCAAAACUUGGUUCAUUGUUGAGCUCUGCGAGAGCAUCCGACCGAGCAGGUUCGAGAUAGCAAACUUUGAGCUGUUCAGCAACCUGCCGAAGGACGUGGUAGUUUAUGGCAGUCAGCGCUACCCUUCCCGUGACUGGACGCUGCUAGGGGAGUACGUGGCCGAGCCCUCCAACCGCGGGGUCCAGGCCUUCCCAGUCACAACUGAACCCUUCUUCAAGUACAUCAAGGUGGAAAUUUUAUCGCACUACGGCACAGAAUAUUAUUGUCCCAUAUCGCUGUUUGAAGUCUACGGCGUUUCCGAGUUUGAGGUGAUCGAUUCUUUGGAGGACGGCAGCGAGGAACUCGAAGAGGAGCAUGUCGAACAGACACCACCUAAGAAAGAAGAAAAUAAAGAGCACAGCAUGCUGCCUACGGUGCUGCGAUCGAUGCUAUACAACGUGCUAGGAGCGCUCAACAAAGCUCCUUUCUUCAGCAUCGCGAGUAAGAGCAACCAGACCCCAACUGUAGACGAGUGCACCUCCCUGGACCCACGCUACAAAAUAGAUGAGAAAAAGUGCAGCCUGGCGCCUACCAUCAACUGGCACCUCGGCUGCUACGAUACUGAGUAUAGGUACCUCCUUAAAAUGUCUCUCAUAAGCAGCACUGUUCAGAGCCGCGAGUUCUGCAAGUCGCUGGUGGAUAAUUUGUGUACUGAGAAAGGCAACGAGGAAAUGAAGGAAGACGAGAUCAGGGAAGGCAAACAUCUGUUGAGCGGAAAUCAAGUUGAUUUAAACUAUGCAUGCAGCAAGGAAGCAUGUGGCAAUCACUAUGUCUGUGUGAUGCUUUGCUCCCAUCAUCUCUUGGCGAUGUGCCAUAUAAAACACUUCAAUCUUGCCACUUCUGCGGCUACAACAAAUUCUUCCGUCCCAUGUGAAAGCGCUAAUGUACCCAACAAUAGAUCUGUGAACGGUAAAACUACAGAUAUUCCGGGCUUGAUUUCGUCCAAUUUUGAAAUCAAAGAUUCCGUUAUUGAUAAGACAAACGGUAAAAAUAAUUCGAGGGCUAAAGAUCUCAAGGACAGCAAGAAUAAAAGUCACCAACAUUGCUCCAAGACGAAUACGAACCAAAGUAGUGAUGUUAAAGAAGAAUCUGUUUAUACAGAAACUCUCAAUGAGGCUAACGUGAGCAGUGAUAGUAAUGUGACAUUUGAUGGAGAAGCUGUCGAGGAAGCAGAAAUUGGUUUCAUUUCUGAUGAUAAGAAUAAAAAGUCAUCUGGGAAGAAAGAAAAGAAAGUGGAAGGUUCCAGCUCUGAUAAAAAGCAAACAAAAAGCGAAUCAAAACGUGAUUCAUCUGUGGAUUCUAAGCACAAUGGCAAUGGGCAUCGCAACGGUGACAAUGGGUCGAAAAACGGUAACGGAUCUCCAUUACCAACAGUGGAGCAAGAUCCUCCUACUGUUAUAAAAGACGGAAACGGAGGUAACGUGGCCGCUGCUCCCGUCAACAAAGAAUCCGUCGUGGUUCGACUGUCGAAUAAAAUUAAGGUGCUGGAGCACAACCUAUCCAUCAACUCGCAGUACCUGGAGGAACUGAGUCAGCGCUACAAGCAACAGAUGGAGGAGAUGCAGAUGCAGUUCAGCGCUGCCGUGGCUGCUCUGAACGCAACUCGGCCACCGCUGCCUCAGCACGACAGCCAACACGAGCUGGUGCAGCAGCAGAUGUCCGAGCUGCAACUGCAGAUGCAGCAGCUCGCUCAGAUGGUGUCUCAGCUUGCCAUCGAGCAGGAAACUUUCUCUUCAAGCGUCGUCCAACAACAUCUUUUCCUGAUGUUCGUUGAGGUAACAUUACUACUCAUCACAUUCAUCAUCUGCAUGCGACGUCAGCGGCGACAAAUGAGUGACCAUUUGCUCGUCAGAUCUCCCAGUGAACUGCCUUUCAGCUCUCAUGAGGCGCUGCAUUUCAGGCCAGACUCGCCUCGCUCAUGCCAGCAGCAGACACCAAGUUUGAAUCAGAAGCACGAUCAUUUCUUGGCGCUGCAAUGGGCUAAGAAGGACGAGGUGGAAGCUGCUCGUGUCUUGUCUAUAGGCUCCUUUGAGAAGAAAUCUAUGGCGUUAGCUAAGAAGGCUUUGACGAACACCAUUCAAAGGAGUGGUUCAGUCGACGAUAGAAGUAAACGUAGGAGGAAGAGAGACCGACGCGCUAGCAUGCAUAAUCUCAACGUGGCUGGUCCCUUUCGAGACUUGCUGCGGGAUGAAUCCUGUGCUCCUUCAGCUAAACGAAAAAAGAAGAAUAAAGCAAAAUCUACACACGAUCCUUCAUGUCAUAAAAUCGAAGCGUCACUAUCGAAUGAUGUAGGUUCAAUUGUGAAAGGAACUACGGAAGUUAGUUAUUCAACAGAAAAACAAGUUUCAGACGAUAAAAUGUUAAUGAACUCUCAGGAGUCGUGGACGUCAAAAGUUGAAGGGCAAAGUUCAUCGCCUUUGAAGACUUCAUGUUUUGACUGGAUUUGUGAGAGCAACAAAUGCGGCUCGAGUAAGGCACUAAACCUUCCGGGCGAAAACUCUUUUACAAAUUUAUACAUUGCAGUUGAAGAUAGUGCAAUUUUAGCUGAAGCUCUAGAAGUGGCACUCAAGCAGGGUAAGAAAGUCAGCAAAGAAACUCUCACUCGCUUAUUACUUGCUAAAAUGAGCAAUGAGAAACGGAUUAAACUUGCAAAGGAAACCAGGCGAGAAGCUAACAGAAGAAAAAGCCUAAACAAAUCUAGUGCCGGCGUACUUUUCUCUUGCGAAACUCACCUAGACAAGAAAACAGGCUGCAAUAGACCGUCUGAGGCGCCUAGUGUAGGCACGGAUGACUGCAGCGUUCAACAUUUGAAGACAAAUCACCGCGGAGAUUCCAAGAAAAGCUAUAACGACAGUUGUAAUGCAACAGUUUUACCUCGUCCAGCUAAUUCAUGCCAUCCAGGCAUAGGCAUUGAUAAUCAUUUGAUGAGAAUCAGUGAAUGCUCCGAUUCGUCAGCAAUGCUUAACGCCAGCUUCGAUGCUGAACUGUUGAGCGAUUCUUCAGAGUCACCGCUUCACGCGGCUGUCUCCAGGAGGCUUUCAUCUACGGACUCUUCACUCGCCACUCUUAGCUCUGUGACUGAAACGAUUCGUGAUGCUGAUCUUGAGGCCUUUUCGACUGCUUUAUCAGAAAUGCAUCCAGUUAAAAAUGAUGUUUUGCAUCCACCUCAGAAAUUAAACGCUGGGGAAUGUCUCGUCAAUCCAAGCAACGCGGCAGCUAUGAAUGGACAACGCAAGGCAAUGUCCAUCACUAAUGGAGAUGGUCGGCAUCGCCAUAAUAGCCAAGUCAACGGGUUCACAGAUCAUGAUUUACCAGCAGCGUCCGUUAAUAUGAACGCUCAUCAGCCAGCCGCAUCAAAAGAGAGAAAAUUAAGUAGAGAUAAAGCUCAAAUCGAAACCCAGAACUCGAAGAAAAAUCUAGCACACAAACGAACUGGUAGUGAUGGAAAUAUAUUUUGUAAAAAGAAAUCGCACUCAUCAGCACAGCACACAAAAACUACAAGUUUCAGUGCAAGUGAUAGAAAGAAAAACAGGAAACUGAAACGCAACUCAGGCUAUGGCAGCGUAGACGACAGCAUCUCAUGGCAGAAAGAGAGUUUAUUUACCAGUCACGAUACGCCCAAGAUGGGAAGUUGCGGCCACUUGGCCUGCAAUGUGUGGGGAGGAGAAGAUGCCUUUAGCUCCUCACGACGCGGGGAUGACUGCAAGAGCUCCAUACGAGCGGGCGACGUACGCCACAGGAUCGUGCAGCAGGAAGAGGAAGGCGAGCGGUGACCGACAACCUGCGACGGCGGCCGCUGUGCGCUGUGUGCGCGUCUUCGUUGCGUCAUCGCGACUACGGCCGUUGCUUUUCUCUUCUACUGCCUCGUUUAAACGGCUCAUAUUUUUGCCCCUUCGGUUGAUCUUGAGAUACAUUCGAGUUGUCCUUGGUAGCGGCGUUCUUUUAUUUCUUCUUUAUUUCCUCUCGUCUGUCACGUCACUCGAGUUAUCCUCUCGCGGGUGUCAUUUCUGGAUGGCUAUCUUGUUUCAUUUAGUCAUUUUUUUAGUUACUCGUCACUUGUGUUCCGACAACUACUAUCUUCAUCAUUAGCGACUAUUAUGGCAACGACCUGCCCAUACUUCUCAAUUUGUGAUUCGUAUUUUGCUCGGAAACCUUCAAUUUUUUUCCAAUCCGCCUCCAAUCAGGGCGCAAUUUAUACUUACGUAGAGAGUGUCAUUUCUCGAUUAUUUUCGUUGCCCAAAUUAUUCAGGAUACGCUUCUUGUGCGAAGUUUUCGCAAGUCUUUCUUUACUCGUCAUUAACUCUAAUUACACUUCCGGAAUUGUCGAAAGCACGCUUCUAAACCUCGAUUUAGUUUAAAGUUUUUCAUGUCCAGAGUCAAUUUUCUAUCAAUAUAAAACAGAUUUUGGGCGCGAGAUUUUGUCGUGAGAUUUUAAGUCUAAAGAUUAGGUUGGUUAUGCUCGCUGAUGAAUUGGCAUCAUUAAGAGCAUUUAUCAGUCUACGAGAGUAAGUCUUUCUGAAACCAGUUAUCUUGAGCGAGGUUACGUGCCUGAUGCAACAUGACCUUAUUUGGACCAAACUCUACUUCAUUCGUGGGCUCUUCCACCUACUCGCACGUUUCGCUCUACUCCAUUCAUUUGUAGUUCAUGCGAAGUUCAUGCUCACCUUCCCUCAAUGGAAUGUUGUUCGAGGAUGAAACGACCUGCAUUAUAUCACGUCUAUUAUCUUCUUUGUAUUGCAAGUAGCCGUACACAGCUUAAUUUCUGGUGAUUGCCCAGCUGCUACCUCGCGAUUUUCAAGGUGCGAUGCGACUAUUAUUUCACUGUUAAGCUUCACCUCCAGUUUAUUGGACGCAUGACUUGAAAUGUUUCUGAAGGUUUUUCUUCUUGUAACUAUGUGAUAGUGUAUGUAGAGAUUAUUUAUCACUAUAUCUUAUUUUCAAGUAUCAUGGUGCUAUGACGUCAGAGGGCUUUCCACUCUUCGUAAAUUAUGAGAUAUGUAAGAUAUAGACAAGAACGUUGUUGUAUUAUUAAGGAAGGCACUCCGUAUGAUGGAAAUCUCAACGAGUGAAGCAAGU